Molecule: messenger RNA, 3916 nt
Organism: Scleropages formosus (Asian bonytongue)
Lineage: Eukaryota; Metazoa; Chordata; Actinopteri; Osteoglossiformes; Osteoglossidae
Gene: vps39
Product: VPS39 subunit of HOPS complex
Exons: 24
Coding region: 644-3274 (876 amino acids)
Biological process (GO): intracellular protein transport; autophagy; vesicle-mediated transport
Cellular component (GO): membrane; cytoplasm
Molecular function (GO): protein binding
Source: RefSeq, a predicted model, not a curated record
CUGGAGGAGCGCUCUGUCAUCUCGCGGCGCCCUGCGCUGAACCGAAGGGAAGUGAAAGGAACCGAAGGCGCGGCUGUUGAAGGAACAGAGCUGUGUGGUGGGCGAACGUGCGUUUCCGUGGAAUUUGGAAGAAGAAGAAGAAGACGACGACGACGACGACAACGGAGAGUACCUGCUCUGUAUUUAUUUUUAAGGAGAUGUUGACGGACGCGUGGCCUGUCUAGCGCCGCAGCUCCCGGGGCUGUGUGUGUUUGUUUAUAUCGACGCGCGGUGUUCCUCACUUCCUGCAACGGGCCGAACCUCGUCCCGCUCUCCUCCCGCCCGGCUCUCGACUCGUUGCGGUUGGACCCGCGACACCUCGACGAGGAAGGGAGGCGCGGUGCGGUUCGGGUUCGGGUGCAGGAGGAGGAUGUGGGUUCGCAGUUAGAGACAGACUGAGGAGCAGCAGGGGUCAGAGACUGAGCAUCCCGAGCAUCCCGAGCAUCCCCAACCCUCCGCCCGAGUCCCAGCAGCUCGGCGGACUCCGAGACGCGCAGCCACAAGCUCGUGCUGUUGUUGUCCGCGCGCCGUGCGGGCGCUUCCCCCCCGCCCGUUUUUUCGGUUUACCUGCUGUGAAGGUCUCGCGGAUCGUUCUGUGACGAUCAUGCACGACGCGUACGAGCCGGUGCCCAUCCUGGAGAAGCUGCCCCUGCAGAUCGAGUGCCUGGCGGCCUGGGAGGACUGGCUCCUGGUGGGCACCAAACCGGGCCACCUGCUCCUGUACCGCAUCAAGAAGGAUGCAGGUACAAACAGGUUUGAAGUGACGUUGGAGAAAUCUAACAAGAACUUCUCAAAGAAGAUCCAGCAGCUGUUUGUGGUGUCACAGUAUAAGAUCCUGGUCAGUCUUCUUGAGAACAAUAUCCAUGUCCACGACCUCCUGACCUUUCAGCAGAUUACUGUGGUGUCCAAAGCAAGAGGAGCCACGCUCUUUUCCUGUGACCUGCAGCAGUCCAGCUCCAGCGAGGCCCAGCUGAGGAUGUGUGUUGCGGUGAAAAAGAAGCUGCAGUUGUACUACUGGAAGGAUCGGGAGUUUCAUGAACUGCAGGGGGACUUUGCUGCACCAGACAUUCCAAAGUCCAUGGCCUGGUGUGAGAACUCCAUCUGUGUGGGAUUCAAGCGGGACUAUUACUUGAUUCGGGUAGAUGCACGUGGCUCCAUCAAGGAGUUGUUCCCCACAGGCAAGCAGCUGGAACCCCUGGUGGCACCCUUGGCUGAUGGGAAAGUGGCAGUGGGCCAGGAUGACCUCACAGUAGUGUUGAACGAAGAUGGGGUUUGCACACAGAAGUGUGCCCUCAACUGGACAGACAUCCCCAUUGCAAUGGAACACCAGCCCCCCUACAUCAUUGCGGUUCUCCCUCGGUAUGUCGAGAUCCGCACCUUUGAGCCCAGGCUUCUGGUGCAGAGUGUGGAGCUGCAACGACCACGCUUCAUCACCUCUGCUGGACCGAAUAUCGUCUAUGUUGCCAGCAACCAUUUUGUGUGGCGCCUUGUGCCUGUUUCCAUAGCAACCCAGAUCCGGCAGCUCCUGCAGGACAAACAGUUUGAACUGGCCUUGCAGCUGGCGAAGAUGAAGGAUGACUCAGAUGGUGACAAAAGGCAACAAAUCCACCACAUUCAGAACUUGUAUGCUUUCAACCUCUUCUGUCAGAAGCGAUUUGAUGACUCGAUGCAGGUGUUUGCCAAGCUGGGCACAGAUCCAACCCAUGUAAUUGGGCUGUAUCCGGACCUCCUACCUUCGGAUUACCGAAAGCAGCUGCACUACCCCAACCCGUUGCCCACGCUGUCUGGUGCAGAACUAGAGAAGGCCCAUCUGGCACUUAUUGACUACCUGACACAGAAGCGCAGCCACCUUGUAAAGCAGCUGAAUGAUUCUGAUCCUUCCACCACAUCCCCCCUAAUGGAGGGCACCCCCACCAUCAAGAGCCGCAAGAAACUGCUGCAGAUCAUUGAUACGACUCUGCUCAAAUGUUACCUGCAUACCAACGUGGCUCUUGUUUCACCUCUCUUACGACUAGAGAACAAUCACUGUCACAUUGAGGAGUGCGAGUAUGUGCUGAAGAAGGCCCACAAGUACAGCGAGCUCAUCAUUCUCUAUGAGAAGAAGGGCUUGCACCAGAAAGCCUUGCAGGUACUACUGGAUCAGUCCACAAAGGCAAAUUCUCCACUGAAAGGUCACGAGCGCACAGUCCAGUACCUCCAGAGACUGGGAUCUGAGAACUUGGGGAUCAUUUUUGAGUUCUCUCCUUGGGUGCUGAAAGCCUGCCCAGAAGAUGGCUUGAAGAUCUUCACAGAGGACCUCACUGAGGUGGAGACCUUGCCCAGGGACAAGGUGCUGAACUUCUUGAAGGAGGGCUUCAAGGAGCUUGCAGUGCCAUACCUGGAACACAUUAUCCAUGUGUGGGAGGACACAAGCCCUGAGUUCCAUAAUGUUCUCAUCCAACUCUACCUGGAGAAAGUACAAGGGUUGAUGAAGGAUUAUCUUUGCUCACUCCCUACUGGUGUGCCCCCUGUAGCUGCAGGGAAGGAGGAGGGUGAUCUUGGGGAGUUCAGAAACAAGCUCUUGAACUUCCUGGAAAUUUCUUCCAGUUAUGAGCCAACAAGGCUCAUCAGUGACUUCCCCUUUGAUGGUCUUCUGGAGGAACGUGCCCUGCUCCUUGGUAGAAUGGGAAAACAUGAGCAGGCCCUGUUUAUCUAUGUGCACAUUCUGAAGGACACCCGCAUGGCAGAAGAGUACUGUCACCGGCAUUAUGAUAGAGUGACUGAGGGGAACAAAGAUGUAUAUCUGUCGUUGCUGCGCAUGUACCUGUCCCCCCCAGAUGUGCGCUGCCUUGUGCCCAUCAUGAUGGAUCUGCCUGAACCACAGGCCAACUUGCAGGCUGCUCUCCACGUCCUGGAGCUGCACCAUAGCAAGCUGAACACAACCAAGGCAAUAAACUUGCUUCCAGCAAACACACAGAUCCGUGAGAUCCGUGUGUUCCUGGAGAGCGUGUUGGAGGAAAAUGCCCAAAAGAAGCGCUUCAACCAGGUGCUGAAGAGCUUGUUGCAGGCAGAGUUCCUGCGGGUUCAAGAGGAGCGGAUCUUCCACCAGCAGGUAAAAUGCAUCAUCACAGAGGAGAAAACAUGUCGCGUAUGCAAGAAGAAGAUUGGAAACAGCGCCUUUGCCCGGUAUCCUAAUGGGGUAGUGGUGCAUUACUUCUGUUGCAAGGACCGCAACACCUGCCCCGCUGAACUGUGAUCCCCCUUCCCCACCUCAUUGACCGCACAACACAAGAGGGUGGCUUGGAUGCCCAUACCCCGCCAGCCUCUUGCAAUUAAAGCGGCACCCCCUGCUCGUGGUAUCCACUGUGCACCGGAGCCACAGCGGAGCAUGCUAAUGGAGGAUCCUGCAUGCAAGUGGGUUCAUAGUGUUGUCUUCGCUGGAGCCCUAGGCCUCUCUGUCUGUCUGUCUGUCUUGGGGGGGGUUUAGCACCUCACUGAAGGUCUGUACAGAUGGAAAUGGACUGAUGUCAUCAGCUUAUGAACUUUUGACAGCAGACUGGCGUUAAGUGACCGGACAAUAAAACGUUGCUUUAAAGCCACUCCCCUACUGCUGCUUUGCAUUCAUGAGUACAUGUGGUGCCGCCUGUGUUGUUUUUCCAACAAAAUGCACUUCACUUCACCCACAGGAACCCUACGGAAGAAUUGCAGAAUGCCUUGGAUUUGUCAAAAUCCUGUUAUAAAUUUCUUGCAUUAAUUUCCCUUCUGUUGUGCUCUUAUUCCACUGUAAAUAAUUUAAGUGGUUGUGUGUAUUGUGAGUUAAGGGUAUAACAUUUUAAAGGGAGUACUGCGAGUACCUACAACUUAGAGGGAGGGCUGGCUAAGCAUUUUGCAUUUAUUC